CGGGCGCGGCGCAGGCGCGGUGCGCGCGGCGGGCAGCGGCGCUGGCCGGGCUCUUUUGUUCAGGGCGGCGGACGGAGCGCGGCCAGGCCCGGGCCCCCCCGACCCCCGAGCGCGCCCCCGCGGCCCUUCCCUCGGACACCGGCGGCGGGGCUGUGCACGCAGCCCGGGAAAGCGUUGAAGCUGGCCAGCACAAUGGGAAAAAAGCAGAACAAGAAAAAGGUGGAAGAGGUGCUGGAGGAGGAGGAGGAGGAAUACGUGGUGGAAAAAGUCCUGGAUCGGCGCGUGGUGAAGGGGAAGGUGGAAUAUCUGCUCAAGUGGAAGGGAUUCUCUGACGAGGACAACACCUGGGAGCCCGAGGAGAACCUGGACUGCCCGGAUCUGAUCGCGGAGUUCCUGCAGUCCCAGAAAACCGCGCACGAGAGCGAGAAAUCCGAGGGCAGCAAGCGCAAGGCCGAGUCCGACACGGAGGACAAGGGGGAGGAGAGCAAGCCAAAGAAAAAGAAGGAAGAGUCGGAGAAGCCGCGAGGCUUCGCCCGAGGCUUCGAGCCGGAGCGGAUCAUCGGAGCCACGGACUCCAGCGGGGAGCUGAUGUUCCUGAUGAAGUGGAAGAACUCUGACGAGGCCGACCUGGUGCCUGCCAAGGAAGCCAACAUCAAGUGCCCGCAGGUGGUGAUCUCGUUCUACGAGGAGAGGUUGACAUGGCACUCGUACCCCUCAGAGGACGAUGACAAGAAGGAGGACAAGAACUAAACCCUGCUGGCCCCUGCUCCGGGCAGCCUUCGGGGCAUUUUGGUUUUGGGAGAACGAUCCGAACUUUUGUGGGCUGUGAGCACAGGAGGGGUUUGGAGGAGCCCCCCGGGCGCAGGCCGGUGUCUGUGCCCUGCAGCCACUCCUCUGCUCUGCCGUGCCCAGAUUCCCAGCAGGAUCCCGUGGGAUUCCAGAUUCCAUCGGAGAGGGGGGAGGGAGAACCGGGGUGGGGUGGGGAUUUGGGGUGGGGAGGGGUCUCAGAGCAAAGCCCCUUCCAUGAAGGACUGGCCAGGAUGGCCGGGCUGGGGGUGGGACUGGGGUGGGAAUGGGAUGGACUGGGAAUGCAGAUGGAUCCUGCUUCCCCUCCACAGCCCAUCCCAGAGCCCCAGCCCUGCUCCCAGUAGUGUUCACUCUGCAUUUUUAAGGCGUAGCAUGUGUGUAGGUCUUUUGAUUUGGAUUUUUAUUUUCCUUUUCCUUUUAUUUUUGUUUUGUUUGUUUGUUUCCUCUUUUUUUUUUUUUUUUUUUUUUUUCUUUCUUUUGCUAAUUCCUGGUGUUAUCCUUUGGGAAGGGAGGGAGGGAUUUUAGGGGGAAUUCGAUCUCUUUUAAUCAAGGAGGGGAGUGAGGUCUGGUGAUGACAUUCCCAGACCAUUUCCAAAUUUUCUGUUGUUUUUUUUUUUAAGAAGAACCUGAAUUCAUUAAAAAAAAAAAAAAAAAAAAAAAAAAACUGAAUUCAGUAAAAAAAUUUCAGUUGAUUUAAAAAAAAAAAAAUUAAGGGAGAAAGGGAGAAGAUCCCAGAGCUGGGGACAGAGACACUGAAAACUGUGAAUGUCCAAAAUCUCCGGAGCUGAUCCUCGAGUGAUUUUUAGGGAGAAUUUUUGGGGGAAAGGGGAGGGAAAUUUUGGGGUGGGAGGGGCCAAAGGGGAAACUUUGUGAAAAUGCAACUUUGUGAUUCUGUAUCGUCCUGCAGCGGAACUGCCACUCCUGACACGUGCAUUGUAUGGGGGGGAGGGAUGGAUUUUAACCCUUUUAUUGCCUUUUUAACCCAUUUUUGUUUUCUGUUCUAAGGUGCUAUUUCUCCAAAUCAUGAGGAGGGGGAAAAUCCAAAAAAAAAAAAAAAAAAAAAAAAAAAAAAAAAAAAAAGAUUACUGAAUUUCUUACCACUCGUUCCUUUUCUCACCCUGGAUUUUCCUGCCCAGCAGGGAGGGAAUGUGGCAGGGAGAGGAGCCAACAGCAGCACAAGGAAAAAUCCAAUCAGUCCGAAUUUCUCCCCAAAGCGAGGCUGGGAGCUGCUUUCCCAGAACCUCGGGGGAUUUUUGGAUUUUUGAAAUCAGAUUUAUUUCCCAAAUCCUGAACUAUUUAAGUGACUCCAGGGGUGGGAUCUCGACGUGCAUUGUACAAACCUUUUUUAUGAGCAUGUGUUUGGGUUCCUGUGCAAAAAUCCGUGUGCAAAUGUAAAAGUUCGUGUUUGGAUUUUAACUUCAUACCGAGCUCUGUCCAGUUUUUAUUUUGGGGUUGUUUUUUUUUUUUUUUGGCUUUGUUUCAUUUUGAUUUUUUUUUUUUUUUUUUUGUCUCAAUAAAAUUUUAGA
Molecule: messenger RNA, 2333 nt
Organism: Oenanthe melanoleuca
Lineage: Eukaryota; Metazoa; Chordata; Aves; Passeriformes; Muscicapidae
Gene: CBX1
Product: chromobox 1
Exons: 5
Coding region: 193-750 (185 amino acids)
Biological process (GO): chromatin organization; negative regulation of transcription by RNA polymerase II
Cellular component (GO): pericentric heterochromatin; nucleus
Molecular function (GO): chromatin binding
Source: RefSeq, a predicted model, not a curated record